GCCUCCUCCUCCGGCCACCAGCCCGCGCCGCCGGGCAGGUCCUCGCGGCAGUCGUCGCGGUCCUCGGCGGCGGCGGCGGCGGCGGCGGCGCGCAGCCUGCACGACCGCCACGACGACGUCAAGUCGCAGGACUGGUCCGCCGCCAAGCUGCUCGAGGAGUACGACCCGCUCGACCUGACCGAGGUGUCGCGGCCCUACGCCUACGUCGCCGACCACGUCGUGCGCAUCGACACCUCCGUCUCCAUCGCCGACGAGAUCGCCCGCUACGAGGAGGCCCUGCGCGCCUCGGCCCACCCGGCCAUCGCCGCCGCCGGAGCCGCCGCCGACUCCGCCAAGUCCUCGGCGGCCACCGGCAAGCGGCGCGAGGGCUGGUUCGAGAAGCUCCGCGACCAGCUGCAGCGCGACGAGGACAUCCGGUGGUACGUCGUCGUCAACGGCGACGAGGAGCGGCAGUGGGGGGCUCCCCCUCCUCCUGCCGGAGGGGACGAGGGAGGCGGACACCACCGCCACCACCCCCAGCAGCAGUGGGAAGAGGACGAGGCCGCGGCGAUCUCGGACGCGGUUGCUGCCUCGGCCUCGAUGCAGGAGCAGCGCCAUGCGCAGUACACGCACCAGCAGAUGAUCUUCGAGGACGCCGACCGGGACAAGGAGAAGGAGCGCCGCCGCGAGGAGCUGCGGCGGGAGCUCGCCGGCGACGAGAACAUACUCAAGGACGUCCGGGACCUGCCGCAGCAGCAGCAGCAGCAGCCGCCCCGCGUGCCGGACAAGGUGGGACCGGCGACGCCACCCAAGGGGUCCGGGGAGAGGCAGGCUCCGGCCAAGGGCGGUUCGAAAGGCGGCGGGCUCCGGAGGCUGUUUGGGCGGAGUAAAGGGUCGGAAGGGACGAAGGGAUAA
Thyridium curvatum is the source of this 894-nucleotide messenger RNA. RefSeq lists its product as uncharacterized. NCBI's taxonomy places the organism in Eukaryota, Fungi, Ascomycota, Sordariomycetes, Thyridiales, Thyridiaceae. The annotation marks the transcript as partial. The transcript has a single exon. The record is from RefSeq and is a predicted model, not a curated record.